Lottia gigantea (owl limpet) is the source of this 2043-nucleotide messenger RNA. RefSeq lists its product as hypothetical. The transcript has 7 exons. The record is from RefSeq and is a predicted model, not a curated record. Gene Ontology annotation, molecular function: phosphatidylinositol binding. Lineage: Eukaryota; Metazoa; Mollusca; Gastropoda; Lottiidae. The coding region runs from base 122 to 1237 and encodes 371 amino acids.
CUGCUUUCGUACAAAGUCACAUGACAAGGUAUCAUGUGAUACAAAAUGUCGGCACCCGUAUUAGUAAACAAAGGGGCGUGGCUGAUUCUGUUUCGCCGAAGGAAAUCUUAAAACCGCAAGGAUGCCGGCGGCGACAGUGACUGUCAGAGAGUUAAAGAACAAAGAAUCAGGUUUAGAUAUCAGUAUACCCAACUAUAAAGAGAUACCAGGACUAUUGGGUGGAACAGUGGAAUAUAAUGUAGUGGUUGUGUCCAAUUUAUUUUACUUUAAAUCACCCAAACAUAAAGAAUCAGACGUAGUUCAAUUUAUGAUCAGCAAGAAAUAUGGUGAACUGGAAGAUUUCUAUAAGAGGUUGAAUGAUAAAUUUUCAGGCACUGCCUUUCCACCCUUACCAAAAAAAGCAUUCUUAAUGUCAGAAACUGUAAUUCGAGAGAGAAGGGCAUCCCUGGAACAUUUCCUGAAAUUUAUUGCUGUUGUACCUAAAAUAGUAACUUCACCACUAUUUUUAGAAUUUCUUGGUGUGAAUGCUCUAAAGGCUGGCAAAGUCAAAAGUGGAGAUGAGAAAGCUGAAAAGGAAAAAAAUGAAACAGAAACUGAAGAGACAGAACAAGAAGAUAAACCAGGAGAUGUAUUUGAUGAAGAGGAGGGGGACCAGGAACUGUUUGCUGAAGAAGAACAGGAAGAUGAAGAACUAUUUAAAGGAUCCUCUUCGCAAUCAAGAGACACAGAGCAAACACCAAUGUAUGAGGAGCCAGAUUUGGGUGGUGGUAUAGACGAAGAUGAAGGACAAGAUUUGUUUUUACCAGAAGCUGUGGUCAAAUCUGAGGUCAAGCUCACAACCUCUGCAGAAGAUACAGAAUACUCAGAACUGCUCAGAAUUGAAGAUGAUUUAGAAGAACUAUUACAACUAAAACCAAAGAAAAGCGUCGAAAAGCAGACAGAAAUUCCAGAGAAAACCAGACCGAUUCCAGUACCACGCAAACUCAAACCACAAACCCCUAGCAAACCAUCCAUACCUACAAAACCAAAACCAGAUUCAGCAAGGCCAGCACUUCCUGAUAAAAAACCAAAACCAACUCUCCCAUCCAAGCCUAAGCCUACUGCUAAGGAAGACAACUCUGCAGUGACCGACUCAAAUAUACCCAAAGACAAUGUGGAGACAGACUUAUCCAAUGAUGACAUUAUGAAAUAUAUCACAGAAAAUUCAUCUGCCGAUGCCGAUUUAGAAUUAUUUUGAUCAAUUCCAUAAGAUUACUGUUAUUACUAUGGUUUUAUCAUUUCAUUGAUCAGACUUCCUUGUGAUUGAAUAUAUAAAUUCUUGUGAUAUCACAUCGUGAAAAACCACUGAUACGUUUGAACCCAUUUUAUGUGAUACCUUCCCAGGAUCUGUUGCAAGAAACAUUGCAGAUCCCACAUUCAGAGAUGGAUGGAAGUGGCACUUCUAUGAAUCAUUCUGUGAUGGGGGCAAGCAUAGGCCUCAGAAGAGGGGGGGGGGGACAAUAGAAAGGCAAUUUUUUUUAUAUUUCUAUAAGAAUAAGUAGACAAUUCUUGGACAUACUUUUAUGUUGUGAAGUUAUGUUAAAUAAUAUUGUUUGUUAACAUAAAAUGAUUUAUAAAAAACAUAAAAAUAAUAAAAGAAUACAUAAUUUAUUAGAAUUUGAUAAUAUAUAAACAACAUUAAAUAACAAACUAUAGGGGACAACGACUGAUGAAAUUUUCCACAAGUACUCAUGGCUUCCAAAGCCAUAUUUAUAUAAAUAUAAAAACAAAUGCAAUAGCACCUACUGGUCCAAAUAAAUUUUGGAAUUACCCAUCUUGAUUUGAGCCUAAAUCAUAUGUAACCCUUGAUCAUAAAUAUUAUAGCACCAACCAAAUAGCAAAGAGGAAGUGGCAAAGAUAAUUUAAUUUACAUCAAAUUUUUAAAAAAUGUCUUAAGUUCACCAAUGUAAAUAAUCAUCUCACUACUAGGGCGAAAUUUGGCAGUCAAAUUAAUUCAAAUUCUCCUCAAAUUUUUUAAAAAAUGUCUUAAGAUCAUCAAUGGAA